This is a messenger RNA of Sander lucioperca (pikeperch), 1771 nucleotides long. It is a transcript of the gene ccnp, whose product is annotated as cyclin P. The record is from RefSeq and is a predicted model, not a curated record. Gene Ontology annotation, cellular component: centrosome; nucleus; cyclin-dependent protein kinase holoenzyme complex. Lineage: Eukaryota; Metazoa; Chordata; Actinopteri; Perciformes; Percidae. Bases 192 to 1397 code for a protein of 401 amino acids. Gene Ontology annotation, biological process: mitotic cell cycle phase transition; regulation of cyclin-dependent protein serine/threonine kinase activity. Gene Ontology annotation, molecular function: cyclin-dependent protein serine/threonine kinase regulator activity. The transcript is spliced from 9 exons.
CUUAUCCUAACCCGUCUACCUUGACACCGGUGUUCCCACCCCAAUCAGUGUGCGCCGUUUGUGGCCCACCUGUCUUUAUUAGGGUGUGUCCGGGCGGCAGCAUGGCUGCUCUCUGCUCCAGGCAUCCGCCGACACCCGUGGAUAAGUAGCUGCAGCGGCCCGGCACAGGAACUCUGUCUCCGGCUGUGACCAUGGCCAAGACUGGUUUCUGCGACUCCAAGCCCCUGCUGGACUUACACAAGAAGGCGGAUGAGAGGCGGGCCCCGUUAAGAACUUGGUCUAAUGCCUGUGGGCCUAUAGAUCGCUGGCAGCCUGUAGAGGUAGAGGAGUCCAGGAUGGCCCCUGUCAAAAUGGAGCCAGAACAUAGAUGGGAAAGAAGGUUAUCGGCGCAAACAAGCGAAGGCAUCAUCAUGGGAUUUCAUGAAGACAGUCGAACACGCUCAGUUGCAGAUGGGUGUGUGGAGGAGCCUUUGCUUCUUUACCCUCAUGGACUGCAGGGUCUUCAAAGCCUACAGGCACUGGUGCCUAGCUUGCUGCGCCAUGAAGUAGAGACCGCACUGGAGAGACUGGACCUCAUAUGGGACCGGACGUACGCCUGGGACAUGUUCUUGGAUAUGAUGAUAACUCAAACGCGACACUCCUUUUCCAACGCCGACCUGCCCCGGCAUUUCACUGAUGGCACUCGUUCUGUCCUGGUAGACUGGCUCAUUCAAGUACAUUUUAUUUCCUACCAGGAGAUGAUGCAUUUUCAGGAAGAGACCCUCUAUCUGGCCAUACACCUCCUCAACCGCUCUGUGCGUCAGAUCAAGGUGACCACAGUCAACCUGCAGCUCCUCGGCAUGGUUUGCCUUUUUCUUGCUGCAAAAAAGGAAGAAUGUCUCCUCCCUGAGGUGUCUGGACUCUGCUACUUGAUGGACCACACCUACACUAAGCAUCAGCUGCUGCGAAUGGAGCGGAAAGUCCUUUUAGGGCUCAAGUUUGAUUUGUCCUACUGUCCCCCUCUGCAUUUCCUCCUCCUCCUUUCCUCCAUUGCUCGCUGCAGUGCUAAGGUGGUCUGGAUGGCUCGGUAUCUGUUGGAGCUGUCUCUCCUGGAGGGCCAGUGUGUGCUGGUUCUGCCCGUACAGCUGGCAGGAGCGGCCCUCUGCUUGUCCCGUCAAGUUCUGCAGGAGCCCCUAACACCAGAAGGGGAGGCUGCAUGGUGUCUGGCCUCCAGUGUCCAUGUCGGCAGUGAGACUGCCCUGCUGAGGGUCAUGCACAUUCUGGCCAGUGCCGCAGCCAAGGCGCACACCCGAGAGACCUGCGCUACUUUUAAUAAAUUCUCCUCCCCAGAGACCAUGCAUGUCAGCAGGCACCCAGGUCUAAAGAACGCUGCUGGUCUGAUAGGGGUAUGCACCUGACAUUCCUCACUCCCAAAGACUUAAUUAAAUGCAGAAGCUUCAAGGUAGAGAAGCCUGACCAGUAUCACUUGAGGACUUGACUCCUGUGCGGUCCAAGGCUGUUUAUUCUUUACUGUAGAGCCUGAGGAGUUGCCAUGGAAAUGGGUAAGGAAGAAAUGUGAAAUAUUUGACACUGAACAUUGUUUGACAAAGGAUUGCAUGCACUUUGCAUGUAUGUGAUUUAACCAACCAAAUGGCACAUGUUUUAUGAUCUUAUCUUGCAGCCAAUUUAGAAAAUAUUUGAAUUGUAUUGAUGUUUCCUUGUCUUGUCAUUUGUGAAAAGGAUGUGGGCUGUCUAAGUUUUAAUGUACAAAAUAAAGUGUCUGCUGCAGUGU